This is a messenger RNA of Lizanozyma spartinae, 1764 nucleotides long. RefSeq lists its product as uncharacterized. Lineage: Eukaryota; Fungi; Ascomycota; Pichiomycetes; Serinales; Debaryomycetaceae. The record is from RefSeq and is a predicted model, not a curated record. The coding region runs from base 1 to 1764 and encodes 587 amino acids. The transcript has a single exon.
AUGUAUCUUGAGAAUAGUCUCAGCUUUGGUGGGAAGAGUGUUCCAUCCCGUGUUGGUGAUGGUGAUAAUGAUGACGGUGUUCGCUCUAAUGUUGCCACUCUUUCUCAAAGUGAUGUACUUGCCAAUAUGAUGUAUUUUUAUCUUACAUUUUUAUUAGCGGUAAUUGCCUUGGGUGGAAUUGGCUUCUGCAUUAGAGAGUAUACUGUUUCUGUGGCGUUGAAAACAUCACCAACUAGCUUGAUAAUCCGAGAUUCCAAUUGGAGUGGUGAUAGUUCCACUCCCAAAGAGAAUGGAAAUGAAUGCAAACUUUUCCUUUCUGGCGAUAGCCAACAACCAACAGCUCCUGGUUUAGUACAAGAGCCUAAAGGUAACCAAGAUGAUUUGUAUGUUGUCUCCAACGAUUAUGGGGGCCACGAUAAAGGUAGUAUCAAUGUUAAAAGAUAUAAGCAUUUGAACAAAUCUAAGUGUUCCUUGGUAGAUAAUUCGUUGGUGACCCCAAACUAUGAUGCUAAACUACAAUUAUCCACUGAAGAUUUGAUAAACAGUGGAUUCUGUGAUAAAUCAAUUGCUAAGUUCAUGUAUGAACAAUCAUCAUCUACUAUAUGUAGCGAUCAAAGGGAUCUCCCGUUACCAGUACAGGAAAUGGAGUCGAAGAAGAGCACUAAAUUAGUGUACUCUUUGAAGAAGUGCAAUAAAAUUCGUGAAAAAGUCAACAAAGCCAUUUUCACUGAACACAAGCAGAUCUUUCAAUUCUUCAAUCAAACCAGGAUACCAGCAACUGCUUUUGAAACUCUAUGGCAAGCUGACAAGAUGAUUUCCGGUAUUAGAAGAGUGGUGUUGGAUCCAGGGAAUAGCAGCAAUGAAGCCACUGUGGCUAAAGGUAUUGAAGUAUUGAAGAUGAUUUCAAUUGCUAGUACUACGUUUGACCGAAUGGGUAAUCUUAAUCCGAAUUUCUUUCUUCCUCAGUAUAAUGACUUGAUUGAGGUAUUGAUAGAUACAGGAGCGGUGUUCGAUGUUGUUGACAAGGUAACAGACACUGCUAAGGUACUAUUCAUUGAUUCUACUAUCAAGCAUUUAUGGAGUCAUUUAACUUAUAGAGAAAGUGAUACACUGAUGAUAGAAAUGGCAUUCUCACAAUUUAAAACAGAACCAUACCUCAAGCCUAGGAAAACUAUUUUCAGAUUAUUUUGCAAUCUUCGUUUGGGUAUUCAUCUUAUCAAAGCCCCUGGAAAUAUCCUAAAGAGAUUUGAAACUCAAUUAAUAAUCUUUUCCAGUGAAUUAGUAAAAAAAAUCAGAUGCAAUGAACAUAUCUCUUUGAUUCCAAUGUUAGCUCAAGCCAUUGAUUUAUCUGUGGAUACUCAGAUCAAAUACUUUUUCUACCAAAUAACCCAUAAGAUAAUUGUCUUGCACAAUGACUGUUGUAUUGGAGAAUCACUAGAUGAUGAUAGUCUAGAUAUAAAGGCUAUAAUUCAGCACGGUAUGUGGAAACUACAAAAUCAUUUGAUUAGAUCGAUUGCUAAAGAUACUUUUGAAAUUCUUUGUCUUAUCCGACCCGGAGUUAUAAUGUGGCAAAGAGAACUUCUUAAAGGACUUGUGGAUCCAUCUUCAGCUGUAAUAGUUGAAUCACAUAGAUCACCUACUCGAAUUAAUCGUACUGGAGAAACUUCAGGUGACACUUUGACUUUAAAUGAUCUUGAACACAGUACAAGCUCUGGAUCACGAUUCCGUGGGAGAACUCCAGGCUCUUGGGAUAUUGGUAUAUAA